Messenger RNA from Anopheles coustani, 1126 nucleotides. RefSeq names its product charged multivesicular body protein 5 (gene Vps60). Bases 103 to 780 code for a protein of 225 amino acids. The record is from RefSeq and is a predicted model, not a curated record. The transcript is spliced from 2 exons. Gene Ontology annotation, cellular component: multivesicular body. Gene Ontology annotation, biological process: late endosome to vacuole transport via multivesicular body sorting pathway; vesicle budding from membrane. Lineage: Eukaryota; Metazoa; Arthropoda; Insecta; Diptera; Culicidae.
UAUUAUUAAUCCUGGUGUUGUUCCGUCGGUGGCAGGUUAGGGAGCAGAUAAGUGAUACCAUUUCUUUUUCGUCACGCCAUUGAAUCCGUAUAAAAGUGCACCAUGAAUCGACUGUUUGGAAAAGCAAAACCCAAAGAACCUGGACCAAGCAUUAGCGAUUGCAUUAGUGGGGUCGAUCAACGCGCGGAAGCCAUUGACGGUAAAAUAAAGACGCUGGACAAUGAGCUGCGGAAAUACAAGGACCAAAUGGCGAAGAUGCGCGAAGGCCCGGCCAAGAAUGCCGUCAAGCAGAAGGCGAUGCGGGUUCUGAAGCAACGCAAGCAGUACGAGAGCCAGGUGGAAAAUCUAAGGAACCAAUCGUUCAAUAUGGAGCAGGCGAACUUUGCGCACCAAACACUCAAGGACACGCAGGCAACGGUGGCCGCAAUGAAGGAUGGCAUGAAAUCGAUGAAGAAAGAGUUCAAGAAAAUCAACAUUGAAGAGAUCGAAGACAUACAGGACGACAUGGCCGACAUGCUGGAACAGGCAGAUGAGGUGCAGGAAGCAAUGGGCCGCACAUACGGUAUGCCCGAGCUGGACGAUGACGAACUGCAGGCCGAACUGGAUGCACUCGGCGAUGAAAUUGCACUCGACGACGACGCUAGCUAUCUGGAUGACGUUGUGAAGGCUCCGGAAGCACCGGAUAAGGAACCGGGCGCGGACAGCGUCACCAACAAGGACGGUAUUCUUGUUGAUGAGUUCGGUCUGCCGAAAAUACCGGCAUCGGUAAAAACAAAUUAACAUUUUCUUCUCGCCUUACCAUUGAUCCUUUUGCAAUUGUGUGUGCGGACGGAUGGAGUGCACCAUGUUGAACUAUACUAAUAAUUUACAGCUUAUUUCAGUAAAGCGUUAGAACAGAGACAGUGAAAUUUGAUUAGUUUUAAAACCUUCUUUUUAUUUUCUAACAUUGUAAAAUUGUCCUGUUACCUAACUUAUAUAUCGACAUUAAGCUACCGAGCACUGUCAUAAAUGGAUGGAAAGCCAAAUCUUGUCAAAACUUCACUCACUUAUUUCAUCUAUCACCGGUACGUUCUGCAGAUCGGAACACUUACGGCGCAGUAAAUCUAUCUGUUCCUUCAGGUAACGU